AACAAUACAAUAGAAGUCAUUCUGUACAGCACGACGACUUACCGGUCGCACUGACACAGAUACCGACUCCGACAGACAAUAGGCAAACGAAGGAAAGGAGACAAGGACGAAUAACAGAAACCGCGGCAACGCUUGGUUUGUUCCUUUCUUUUCCCGGCAAGAAAGAUGAUGGCAGUGAGGCACCGAGCGGUGGCCCUCGGGGGCAAGAGGAUGGCGGCAUCGAAGGCACCGGUGCCCUUCCGAUCGCCCAUUCUCCGGGGCUCUGGCGGCGGCUUCUCGACGUCCGCGUCGCCCCCGCCGCCCGCCUCCUUCUUUGGCCGGAUGUGGGCCAGCUACACGGAGGCACUCAUCGCCCGGCCCCUCCUGGUCAAGGGAGGGGCGGCCUCGCUCAUCUUUCUGGUCAGCGACAGCGCAACCCAGAGGCUGAUGAACGGUCCCGAGGCGGAAUGGGACGGAUCGAGGGCCCUGAGCGGUGCGGGCUUUGGGGUGGUGGCGACCUGCUGGCUUCACUACUGGUGGGGCUUUCUGGAGGUCGUCGUCAACAAGCGGCUUCCGACCGGGGCCUACGGGCAGAACAAGUUCGUCAACGCACUCGGAAAGGUCGUUGCGGACCAGCUGGUGGGCGCCCCGCUCUACAUCUACUCUUACUACUGCGUCACCCAUUUUGGGAAGGAGUGGAUGGCGAUCCGGGAGGGCGCCGCCGGCACCGACGACGACGACACCGGUCCCGACGGCGGGGAAGCGGCGGAACCCUCCGGCGACAGCCUUUCCUCCGCGGUGUCCCUCAUGAAGGACACCUCUGACCGCGCCCUAGAAAUGCUUCCCGACACGCUCCUGCGGCACUGGACGCUCUGGCCCAUUGUCCACACGCUCAACUUUUACUACAAUCCCAUCCACCACCGCGUCCUGGUCCAGAAYAUUGUGCUGAUUUUCUGGUCCGGCUACCUCAGCCACCUCAACAACGGCGGGCUGGACCUCGUUACGCCGGAAAAGGAGGUCGACAUGGUGGUCGAGAAACACCAGGCCGAGAAGCGGGCGUAGAUCACGACGGAUUGGGCCGCGCGAUUGCCCGGCGGCAGCGAGGACACAACAUGGAUCGGGGUGACCGGGUUGCCGAAAAGCCGGAUGCCAUGUCCUCCGAUGACGCAUCGAACAUCUCUGGGUUGCCAGUCGCAGGUACAUCCAAACUUUGAAAAGAGGGCAYUCUAUUCGGCGUCAAUCACGCGAUCCGAUUCGAUGCGAAAACAAAAUCGAACCAACAACGAAAMGAAACACAAUUGGCCCKGGGGAAUGAUCCAGCUAGCUCGUGUAACAAGACCACAGCAGAAAGAUAGAAAUGCACGGGCGKGAUACCUUGGGCWACAGAAGAAUUCAUUCAUAYCAUACCGUGGAUUGGGACGACGGAACAUGCGUCGAAACCACCGACCAAUCCAACCACCGUCUUCAGUCGUGCGUUGCGGUAUCCAAUUGACGUUCAUGGUUGCAAAAUCCCGUGCCCCAUCCCYACUCACUCCAAUCCAAGCUACUGUAUGUUGUAUACUGAUUUGAGGAAAUCUUUGGCUGCUUUUCUCGGUUGGAAUAGUAUUAGCACCGAAGAAAUUACUAKUACGUGUAAUUAACAAACCAUACAAAC
This is a messenger RNA of Pseudo-nitzschia multistriata, 1633 nucleotides long. The record is from the annotation of a GenBank genome assembly. NCBI's taxonomy places the organism in Eukaryota, Bacillariophyta, Bacillariophyceae, Bacillariales, Bacillariaceae.